GGUGACAAAAUGUUGCCCGGAACAAGUGCAGCACGGUGCGUCGGUUCACACAUUCGCCGAUUUUCCCACAGCGGUCAAUGGCCGCGGGUAAUGGUCGCUCGCACAUGCCCGCAAAUUAGUUGCUCGGUGCCAAAGAAAAUGUUCGACAUCCGGCAAGACGCAUCUUUUCGUAUGGCAAGUGUAAACAUUCGCGGCUUCGCCACUACCGCCCCGAACGACUGUGGAGGGAAUCGGUUUGCACCGGCCUGCAUAGAACCGCAGCUGGUGGCCACCACUGCGGACGUUGACGAUCUGCCAAACCAUCCGGAGAAGCUGCUGAUCGAUGUACGCGAACCGUCCGAGCUGGCCGCGACCGGUCAGAUACCGACCAGCAUCAACAUUCCGCUAAAAACCGUGCGCACUGAGCUCAGCCUCAGCCCGGAGGAAUUCGAGAAGAAGUAUGGCCGGAAAAAACCAGCUACGAAUGAUCCGAUCAUCUUCAGCUGUCGCUCGGGCGUUCGCUCAGGGCAGGCAUCUUUCGUGGCCGACCAGUUGGGCUUCAAGAACGUGAAGAACUACGUCGGAUCAUGGUUGGAGUACGCAGCAAAGCAUGACUUGCCAGUUUAAGCUGUAGCAUUUCCUUCUCGUUUUUUGGUGUGUAAAGAGAAUACAUGUUGCCAAGGCAACGAUUGCGACGGAAUCCAAAACAUUCACGUUCCCAUGUUUGACAAUACGGCAAGCGUAGGCUUAGUCGUGUGACCAAAGUGCCAACGGGAACAUCUCUUUGCA
Messenger RNA from Anopheles coluzzii, 768 nucleotides. RefSeq names its product rhodanese domain-containing protein CG4456. The transcript has 4 exons. Gene Ontology annotation, molecular function: thiosulfate-cyanide sulfurtransferase activity. The coding region runs from base 10 to 606 and encodes 198 amino acids. Gene Ontology annotation, cellular component: mitochondrion. NCBI's taxonomy places the organism in Eukaryota, Metazoa, Arthropoda, Insecta, Diptera, Culicidae. The record is from RefSeq and is a predicted model, not a curated record.